This is a messenger RNA of Oldenlandia corymbosa var. corymbosa, 1820 nucleotides long. The record is from the annotation of a GenBank genome assembly. NCBI's taxonomy places the organism in Eukaryota, Viridiplantae, Streptophyta, Magnoliopsida, Gentianales, Rubiaceae.
UAAAACCUUAAUUAAUGGAGGCUCUCCAUUCUUCUCACGAAACAUAUGUACUACAAGGUAUUACAAAAUGGAAACAUUAUAGUAAUCCUUUAAAAAUGCAUUAAAUUAGAUGACAUUCUGGCUUUUAAAACAGGGAUUCUAGUACUCUUUUCUGUCCUCUUUUUUCUCUAUCUGCUGUUAGAGCGGUUACAAUGUAUCCAAUAAGUCACUGAGAGCAACUGUUUGGAAGAAGAAAGGCACAUAAUUUCACAAUUUCAAGCUUCCCAUAAGCUUCCAAUUUCUUCAUUUUCCUUCUUCCUUCAGCAAAGUACAAACAUAAUCGCCGAAACCCUCCUCCAGUUUUUGUCCUCUCCCUCUUUUUUACACGGGCAGAACAAUAUCAUAUAUUCACAAUCUGGAUUAUUCACCCACUGUCUGACUGCAAAAGCACGGUUUUUGAACGGGGUUUUUGGUCUGAAAAUGAGAAAUAUAACGGCUUGUUACAGCGAACAUGCGAUCAAGGUAUCAAAUUCCUACUGUUCAGGGGCUUCCAAUCAGGUUUAUCUCUCCCCAAACUUGAUUCCUUCUGUUCAAAACGCUGUCACAUGUAUAUACAGAGUCAAUCUCUCUGCACAGAAGCCGUUAUUCAUCAGAAUUACGUGGUCCAACUCAGUAACUCAAGGCUUUUCAUUAGGUGUUUCCGAUGAUUCACGCAGUUUAAGCAGGAAUUUGAGGCAAUUAAAGAAGGCCAAAGGCACUAAAGCCUUCGAUUGUUGCAAUUCGAGUAUUGAAGUUUUCUGGGAUUUGUCCCGAGCGACUUAUGAUCUUGGCCCGGAGCCAGUUAGUGGAUUUUAUGUUGUAGUCUGGGUCAGUUCAGAGCUUGGUCUAUAUCUCGGCGACUUGGAAGAAGAAUUGGACUGCAAGAAUGGCUCCUCUGUUCUUGGUGAAGUUGCAAACUUUUCAUUGGUUUCUCGCAGUGAACAUUUGUCAGGAAAUGCUCUGUAUUCAACCAGGGCUCAAUUCUCCGAUGGAGGAACGUGUCACGACUUAGUGAUCAAAUACUCGGGACAAGAUACGGGUUCGAAAUGCGCGGAAUUAAAUGUUUCCAUCGACAAGAAGAAUGUGAUCCAAGUGAAGAGGUUACAGUGGAAUUUCAGAGGCAACCAGACAAUCUUUGUGGAUGGAUUAUUGGUGGACAUGAUGUGGGAUGUUCAUGAUUGGUUCUUUGAUCCGGCUUCUGGAUAUGGGGUUUUCUUGUUCAGAACAAGAAGUGGUUUUGAUGGCAGAUUAUGGUUAGAGGAGAAAAUAGUGGAGCAAAAAGACCAAGAGAAAAUUGGAUUCUCAUUGUUGAUAUGUGCUUGUAAGGCCUCUCACUAAUCAUUUCUUGUCUCUCCUCUCUUUUUUUUUUUUUUUAAUUGAGGUUCCUACACCAAAAUUUAACGGUUUUUCCCUUUUCUGGGUUGACUUGGUUAUUGUGCCAGAUGCAUUGUUAAACCUUAACUAUCCAUAUACUUACAUAUGAAUCCGAUUUAGUUGGAAUACUAGACAAAAAUCACUUUGAUAUGCAGAAGUUGUUGAUCUGAAGUGUCUGUUUUUAUAUGAAAUGGCACUUCCACUUGUGAGAUCAAUGUAAAGAUCAUUUCCCAACCUAUAUAUUCUAUUAAUGGAUGAUCCUGAUAUGUACAGUUUCCAUUCUCUUGCGUUUAUGUAUGGUUUUCCAUUUAAAAGAUUACUUCUUUCAUGUUAGUCUCACAAUAUCUGCCUUGUUAAAACCAAUGUUGAAGUUUGUCAUUAUAAUUUGAUUGUAUCUUCCGCUUUUUUACCAUGCGGAAGUUUCAAAG